Molecule: messenger RNA, 1905 nt
Organism: Didymodactylos carnosus
Lineage: Eukaryota; Metazoa; Rotifera; Eurotatoria; Philodinida; Philodinidae
Source: the annotation of a GenBank genome assembly
AUGUCGUGUGGCUGUAAAGGUAUUCGAUCUUGUUUAAAAUGUGAAGGAUUGAAAACAGAAUCAAUCCCACAAAAGUCACCAGAAAUAGUAUUUAUUUAUUGUAAUGAUUGUCGUCAGGCUGUACGUAUCGAUUUCUACGAAAACAAUUCUAAAUGCCCCCACAAAGUAGAAAAUGAACAUACAAAUGAUCCGUCAAAUGUUUUUCCCAUUGAUGGUAUAUAUUUGAUCGCUGAUUUUAUCGAUGAGAAAGAAGAAACUGAGCUUGUGAAUGAAAUCGAUCAAGACUUAUGGAUUCCAUCACAAUCGGGACGUUUAAAACAAGAUUUCGGGGUGAAAGUUAAUUUCAAAAAACAAAUAGUUAAAUACAACAUGUUUACUGGAAUGCCGUCGUAUGCCCAGAUGCUUAUAGAACGCAUAAAAAAGAAUCGAUUUUUUCAAGAUUUUCAAGCUGUUGAAUUAUGUAACCUUGAUUAUGUAAAUGAACGCGGUUCGAGUAUUGACCCACACAUAGAUAACACAUGGAUUUGGGGUGAACGCUUAGUCACAUUAAAUCUUUUAUCUGAUACAAUCAUUUGUUUAACAAAUAAUGAAAUAAAAAAUUCUAUUGUCUAUAUUCCUUUGCCAAGAAGGUGGUUAUUUACAUUAUAUUCAGAUGCCCGGUAUGAUUAUAUGCACUCGAUUCAAAGACAACAUAUACAAAGUCGUCGUGUAGCUAUUACACUACGCGAAUUUGUAAACAAUAAUGAGAAACUUUAUAUAGAAAAUACGAAUUUAUGUGAAAAAAUAAUUGAAAUAUCGAAACGUUUUACGGGAUUAUCAGUUGGUAGAUUAGAAGAACAAAUAAAACAAUAUCAACACCAAACAAACGAUAUUGAACGAAUGGACGAUGUUGACGUACAAACAUCACCUAUAACUCGAUUAAACGAUAUAUUGAAAAGUGAAUAUGGUGUGGAAAUAUUCACUACGAAAUUAUUAGACAGUUAUUAUUUGAAUGAAACAAUCUUAAUAACAUCUUCAGAUAAUAUCAAAUACAUAGCCAAAUUAAUGCAUAAAACAAAAUUAUCUUAUGAUAAUUUAAAAUAUAUAUUGUUAUUUCAAAAUUAUCUUUAUGAAUCGUGCAAUUAUCCAUGCUCAAAAGUUUUAUUGUCAACAAGUAAAAAUUCUUUAAUAACUCUUAUUGAUACAAAUUAUUAUUUAUUUCUACAAACGUACAUCGAUGGUAAUGAACCAAGUAUUGAUGUUGACGAAAAUUAUUAUAAACAAAUGGGUUCGUUAUUAGCACAAUGGCGUUUGAAUUAUUGUACAUUUUUCUCAUGUACAAAUGUUAUUCAUGAUCACAUUGAAGAAGAAUUUACAGAUGAUUGGUGGCAUAGUCAAUAUAUUUGUCUAUUUAACACAAAAUAUUUUCAAAUAAAUGAAUAUCGUCGAAAUUUUUUAUUAUCAAAUUUAUAUAAUUGUCAACAAAAAUUGAAACAAUCACAUAUAAUUACUGAUAAACUUCAACGUGGAUUAAUUCAUAAUGAUUUUCAUACAAAUAAUACAUUAUACAAUAAUAAUGAGAAUAAGAUGUUUGUUAUGGAUUUUCUUGAUGCUAAAAAGUCUUAUUUCUUGGCUGAUAUUGCUAAUGCACUAUUUCAUUUAUUUGUACACACAAAAAAUGAACAACAUUUGAAACUAUUUAUUAAUGGUUAUUGUGAAUUAUUCAAAUUGGAACAAGAUGAAUUAGAUUUAAUUGAUUUAUUUAUAAGAUUAAAAUUGACUGUGUCUUUGAUAUGUGAUGUAUCAAAUGAAAAUAUAGAUCAGAAUGAUAAUCUCGAACAUUCUAAUACAUUUAUUGAUGACUGUUUUUGUUUUCUAGAAAAAUUAUCGACAAAUUUAUAUUUUGUUAAGCAAUUAUUUCAUUAG